UGUUGCGUUCCUAUUCAGGUUCUCUGGUGAUGAUUUUUGUUUCGGUCUUAACGUGAUGCAUCAGGAAGCAGACGAAGAAGAAACCUUGAAACAUCCAGUAGUUUUCUUCGACCUGGAGACAACCGGCCUGGGUCAGGACUCUGAGAUCAUCCAGCUGGCAGCGGUAAGCGGGGGUCAUUCACUCAACCUCUACGUCGUCCCCCGGUGUCGUAUUCAGCGAGGAGCAGCCAGAGUCACGGGCUUUAAGGUCCGGAAGCAGAGGCUCUUCCUCCAUCAUCGGCUCGUCUUCACCAACACCCUCAAAGAGGUGGUGGUGUCCUUCAUCACUUUCCUUCAAAUGCUCGGUCGCCCUCUGAUCGUCGGACAUAACAUCCGACGCUUCGACUGUCGGCUGCUGGCUCAGGCUCUGGACGACCUGAACCUGAGAGCUACGUUUCAGGCUUCGGCGUCGGGCUUUGUUGACACCCUGCCGCUGGCUCGGGAGCUGCUGAGGGACCACGGGCUGCAGAGUUUUGGCCAGGAGAACCUGGUCAGGGAGCUGCUGGGGAUAAACUACAAGGCCCAUGAUGCUUUGGAGGACGUGAGAGCUUUACAGACGCUCUAUAGUUUCCUUCAGCCGAGUCCAGACGUGCUCCGCAGGCAUACAUUUACUUUGGACUCUAUGGACAGCAAACCAGGUGUGCCAAGAAGCAAAAGGUAAAACCUCACAUCAGCUGCAAGGACGGCGCCCCCUGGUGGAGCAUUUCAAACAGAGGGAAGUCGAUGCAGAGAAACCUAAAAACUGGACUCCUUCCUUCAGCUGCCUCCCAGGCUGCUUGGUUGGAGCCACUGCAGCAGGUUUCUCCUGACAGUGGAACCAAACCGAACACACUGCAGCACUUUCAGCACAUCUCCCUGUUUUUGCAAAGAUGGUGGACAGUUUGAAUACCGUUAGAUAUUUAUUGUAUUGCUCAGAGAUGUUUGUUUACCACGAUGUUCAUCUAUUUAUGAGCCGAAGCAGUUUUAUGUACCCGAUUGUUUCAUAAAAAAAAUAAAUAAAUCUCCCUAAACUUGAAUAAGAAUAAAAAUUAGGUGAGAAUUUAAUAAAUUCUCCAACGAUCCAUGGUCGGCUUCUUCACUGUGAAACAUGCUGCUGGCAGCACCAGGCUGUGGGGACAAGGUCACCUUUAAUGAACUCAGACUGGGGCAGUUUCACCUUCUAGGUUAACUGAACGUAUAAUGAAAUAGCUUCAAGUGUUAGAUUGGCCUAGUCAAAGUUCAGGCCACACCAGUUAAGAAAAGGAGAAAAACUGUGAGCAAAGCUAACAGAUCUUCAACAAUUUGAAUGUUUCACCUUCCUUCCAUUUAUCCAUUACUGGUUGCUCUAAAACUUAAUGCUGUGGCUGU
Messenger RNA from Cyprinodon variegatus (sheepshead minnow), 1386 nucleotides. RefSeq names its product protein PML-like (gene plex9.2). NCBI's taxonomy places the organism in Eukaryota, Metazoa, Chordata, Actinopteri, Cyprinodontiformes, Cyprinodontidae. Bases 56 to 700 code for a protein of 214 amino acids. The record is from RefSeq and is a predicted model, not a curated record. Gene Ontology annotation, biological process: DNA catabolic process. The transcript has 2 exons. Gene Ontology annotation, cellular component: cytoplasm. Gene Ontology annotation, molecular function: 3'-5'-DNA exonuclease activity; nucleic acid binding.